Molecule: messenger RNA, 643 nt
Organism: Caenorhabditis elegans
Lineage: Eukaryota; Metazoa; Nematoda; Chromadorea; Rhabditida; Rhabditidae
Gene: Y73F4A.3
Product: DOMON domain-containing protein
Exons: 3
Coding region: 34-525 (163 amino acids)
Source: RefSeq, marked reviewed
GAAAACUAUUUGAAAUUUGAAGAAAUCAAAAGAAUGCUAUCUCAAACGAUUAUUCUACUGCUCAUUUCAAUUGGAACUGUGGCUUCACAGACUUGCAAGUUUUCAAAAUCCGCAGUGAAGGCCAAUUGGAAAAUUCAAAAUGGGGCAUUGCAAAUUCAAUAUCAAAAUAAUAGAAUUACCAAUAAUCAAUGGACUGCAAUUGGAUUUGGACCCGGAAUGUCAAACCUGAACGUAAUCGUAUUCAUAGUCCAAAAUAGUCAAGUGACUGUACGUACCGGAAGAACAUCUGGAUAUGGUCCACCAUCUUUUGAUAAUCAAAGCAGUGUUAGUGUUCAAAUGGCAAAUCAUUCUGGAUCAACACUCAAUGCUCUUGUCAAUGUCCCAUUAAACUUUAAUGGAAUGAAUAUUCAAAAUUGUCAGACUUGGAAUUUUGUACAAAGCGGUCCAAUCAACAACGGAAAUAUGGGUGUACAUACAUCGAGACCAGAUCAAGUCAAUAAUGUUUGUGCGUCACAGUGCAGAUAAAAAUUGUAUUUUUUAAAUUCUAAAUUUGAUCGAUUUGAUAUUGUUCAUUAAAAUGAAAUUGCAUUUGUUUAAAUUUCGCUAAAGUUGAAUAGUGACAAAUUACAAACUGAAACUUGUA